Anthostomella pinea is the source of this 366-nucleotide messenger RNA. Lineage: Eukaryota; Fungi; Ascomycota; Sordariomycetes; Xylariales; Xylariaceae. The record is from the annotation of a GenBank genome assembly.
AUGCUGGAAGAUGUGAUUUUCUAUCUGGACCUUGCCGGGAUGAUGCGUCGCUGUUUCAUAAUCCACGGCAGCAAAUAUUGGUCUUUCUCGUACACUGGUACCGACAUGAAGAAAGCACUCCAGGGCCUGCAAAAGUCCCUGGUUGAGGACGGCUCAUAUUGGGAGCCAGCCUUGACAGGGGAAUGCGAAGAUGGCGAUCCAUCUAACGAGAUCACAGUCGUGAACAUCGAUGAUUCCUCGGAUGAUGACCGCGAAGAGGAUUCCUCAGAAGUUGACGGUGAAGAUGAGAGUCCUGAAAGCAGGAACGAAAGCAGGAACGAAAGCAGGAACGAAAGCUCUGCCGGCUCCUCGACCCAGGAGCAAUGA